This is a messenger RNA of Hibiscus syriacus, 1698 nucleotides long. RefSeq lists its product as uncharacterized. NCBI's taxonomy places the organism in Eukaryota, Viridiplantae, Streptophyta, Magnoliopsida, Malvales, Malvaceae. The transcript has 3 exons. The record is from RefSeq and is a predicted model, not a curated record. Bases 1 to 1698 code for a protein of 565 amino acids.
AUGGGCUGGCAUAAACCUAAACCUUCCAAGAGAUAUUCUGCUACUCUCCCUGGUUGCAUCACUGCUGUUUUUCACUUGUUUCGUUUCCAUUGUCCUUUAAAUCACCAAACCAGUGGUAGUCAGAGGCGCCAAGUCGCCGCCGCCGCCGCCGCCACCGCCGUUGCAGGCACAGAGGCGCCAAGGAACAGCUUGGAGUCAGAGGAGGAAGAUGAAAUCUUGAACGUUCCUAUGGGAAUUCAAAUCAAAACAAAAGUUGUAGCCACCGCAGACAAUGACAUUGACACACCGGGGACAAAGACGCCUACAUUGGUUGCUAGGCUAAUGGGACUGGACCUUAUUCCAGAAACAAGGUCAUUGGAUGGUACCCGGUCGUUGCCGGUGACUCCAAGAACAUCGUCGGUGAGGAGGUCGGACGUCGAUCGUCAUCAUCGUCGCCUCUCGCUUCAAAUUAACAAAGAAAACAUGAGCGCUACACAAGAGUUGAUAAUGUCUCGUCUCUCGUCAUUAAUGAAAAGGAAAGAGAAGAAGCAUGAAUAUGUGAAGCAAGUUAAAGAAAGAGUUGCCAGGAAAGUUGGAAUGAAUAUAACCAACGAGGUUCGAAACAGAGAAGAGCUUGUUAGCCAUUUCAAAUACAAGAAAAUUUCGGCUUUAACCAAAGUUGCCGAUGAUUCCACCAUUGUCAAGCACUCUACAAAUCCAAAACCAUCAACUCCCAGAAUCCAAAAGCAAACCAGUACUCGCAAGUUGCAGCCUCUUGAAGAACAACAAUAUGAGCAGAAGCCAAUAGCCGCAAGCAAAAGCAAGAAAGGGUCCAACAAGAAGUUGGUUUCCAGAUUGAAGAAGCCUCAACAAUCAUUGGAAAUUAUCCGAAGCCGAAACAAGAAAGAAGAACCUUUCGUUCGUGCUCCUAAAGCCAGCAGAGUAAACAUUCCCGACAAGAAAUGCAGGAAAAUCCCAUUGUCCGAUGAUCUCCUCAACAGCAUAAAGAUCCCCACCCUCAUCCUAGUUAAAAAAGACCCUUCUCCUCCAUCCACAAAUAUCCCUCAAAAACAGGCCUUACAUGCUCGAAGACCGUACAUCAAACAAGAACCACGACAAGAACACGUUUCAAGAUGUAACAAUGCCACCAUUACCACCGCCGCCGCCAUCUCCACCGCCGUUGGUAAAGAAGAACACGAUUACAUUACAAGAAUAUUAAGACGCACAGGCUUAGACAAAGAUACCCGAGUCUCCAUUUCGUCCUGGUUCUCUCCUUCCCAUCCUCUCGACCCUUCCAUUUUUCACCAACUCGAGAACGAAAACAAUGAUGAAAUAUCCAACUGUAGUGAAUUUAGGCGCCGGUGCAACAGGAAGUUGCUGUUUCAUCUAGUGGAUGAACUUUUGAGUGAAAUUUUGAAGCCAUGUUUCAAUAUGAAGCCUUGGGUGGUGAGCACCGUCGGGCAUGGUUUUAGUUAUACGGAUGGGUUUCGGCUAAUAGACACGUUGUGCUCGAGAAUCGGAAGCUUUCCUUGUUCUGAUUGUCGUGUUCUUGAAGACAUCGACGCGUUGAUCGGAAGAGACUUGGCGGAGGUUAAUGUGCAGGGCGUAAUGGCGUACGAGGAACAAGGGGAAGGGAUUGUGGCGGAGAUCGAGAAGGACAUACUAGACACGAUGCUGUACCAAGAGUUUGAACUCUCCGAGGAUUCGUUUCAAGAAUGA